Oryza brachyantha (malo sina) is the source of this 789-nucleotide messenger RNA. Its product is annotated as SKP1-like protein 20. The transcript is spliced from 3 exons. Gene Ontology annotation, molecular function: cullin family protein binding. The record is from RefSeq and is a predicted model, not a curated record. Gene Ontology annotation, biological process: SCF-dependent proteasomal ubiquitin-dependent protein catabolic process. Bases 1 to 534 code for a protein of 177 amino acids. Lineage: Eukaryota; Viridiplantae; Streptophyta; Magnoliopsida; Poales; Poaceae. Gene Ontology annotation, cellular component: nucleus; cytoplasm.
AUGGCUGACGCGGCUGUGUCGAAGGCGAAAUCAAUCACCCUCCGUAGCUGCGAAGGUGAGGUGUUUGAGGUGGCGGAGAUUGUGGCGAUGGAGUCACAAACCAUUAGGCACAUGAUUGAGGAUAAGUGCACUGACAACGGCAUCCCGCUCCCAAACGUCUCCGCCAAUAUCCUGUGCAAGGUAAUCGAGUACUGCAACAAGCAUGUUGAGGCGCGUAGAGGCGUGGCCGCCGACGGGCGGGCCUCCGGUACUGCCGUGGAGGCAGACACCGGGUUGAGCAAGGCCAUCAAGGAAGAGCUCAAGACGUUUGAUGCCGAGUUCGUCAAGGUCGACCAGACCACACUCUUCGAUCUCAUCCUGGCUGCCAACUACCUCAACAUCAAGGGGCUGCUGGAUCUGAUAUGCCAAGCAGUGUCUGACAUGAUCAAGGGGAAGACACCAGAGCAGAUCCGCGAGACAUUCAACAUCGAGAACGACUUCACCCCCGAGGAAGAGGAGGAGAUCAGGAGGGAGAACCAGUGGGUCUUCGAGUGAAGCACCCCUAGAAGCAAGAACAGUCUCAUGCGAAUAACCAGCAGGAAACGAAAGCAUCUUGAAGUUAUGAAAUGUCUCUACCUGAACUGUUUGAAGUUGUAACAGGUAGACUAUGAGUUUGCUCCAUUCUCUUUUGUGCACUCUGGAAUGAUAGGAGAUUUGCUGGUUAUUCUGCUUUAAAGUUUUGCCAUAUUCUGGUGUUGUUGCCUUCAGUGCUCAUUCUGAAUUAGGCGACACCCCGGUUCAGUUCAGCUU